AUGAAUCGGUUCAGAAACAAGAAGAAGAGCAAGGAUGAGGUUGAGGCUCCUCGGCCCUCGAUUGAGUCCGAAUCUUCAAGCCCCUUCAGGAUGUUCGGCAAGAAGAAGGCUCCUGAAGAGGAGCCCAAGAAAGAACUCGAUCUUACAACAGCUCUUCCCUCAACCGACGAUUUUCGAACAAGUCUUCUUAUGACUAACCUUUCAGCGCGAUUCUCUAUGCUCCGAGAGCAAGAUGAUCCCAACACAAAGCUUGGCAAAGCCAGUGACGAUAGCGUUCUGUUUCCCAAUAGGCAAUCGAGGAUGAUGGACUUUGGCUUUGCUGCUGGACUGGGAGACAUUGCUGAGGUUGAAUCAGUGAGAGCUCCAUUUGCGCGCGAAUCCGUGGCAUCAAACGACGACGCUUCCUCAAUAAACGGGAGUGUCAUGGGCCGCUCAAAACCAAUUGAAGGAAACAAUCUGUUCGGAGGCCGACAAAAGGUGUACAAAAUCGGCACUGGAGGAAACAAGGGGGCUAUGAGUGGCCGUGUUCUCUAUGGCGACGAUGUGGCCCAGUCAGCUUUCCAAAAAUGGCGACAAUCUGAGAAGGAUCGUCAGUCGUUAGAUCUGCAACAAAGCGAGUCGAUUGAGUCUGAGGCAGGAAGGCCCGAGUCUCCCUCUCAGACAGAUUACGACCGUAAGAGGGAGACCAACUCAACGACUUCCUCCGGCCCGUCUGCAGCUCGGGACUCCACAGCUGCUACUUCUAUCAGCUCUUCUCAGAAGGACCGAGAGUCUUUCGCCAACACAUUCCGUACUGCGAGUCCGACACCUCCAGUGGAAAGAACCGUGACUCGAACCCGUCGAUUGUAUGAGCAAAGUCUGAAUCAAGAUCUACAAGACCAACAAACGUCGGCACUCUCAAGAAUCGACACCCUAUCGAAGCGGACUCUUGGAAGCAGAACACCAGAUCUUACUCCUCUCGUGCCAUCUCCUUCAAGCGCAACAUUUGGUGAUCGUUUCAUGACUCGUUCAGUGUUGGCGAAGGCUAGUGCUCCUAACCUACGAUCGUUCAGCCCUCCAUCCUCAUCUCAGAUGAGUCCCGCGGAUUCUGUGAACAAGUUCCCCAAUAUGGACCAGAAGGCCUUUGGUGCCACACCCCCUCUCAGCCCCCCUAUCAGUGAAACCGGAGAGAUUCAGCCCCUCGACCGAAGCAUCAUGCUCAGCAGAAACAACAGUCAAUAUGAUGAGUCAAGAUUUGCUCAACGGCAAGUGCAAAUGCAGCAAGGCCGGGAAACCCCCACCCAGCGGUUCCGUAACGAUUCCAACCCUUCUUUGUCGGGCUCUCGUUCUCGUUCUCCCUCUACCCACCGUUCACAUGUGGAGAAGAGCGAUUUCCAGACCGAGCCUACAGUUCAUGAAGAGUCUCAGACUUCGACCUUCUUCCACGACGACGAUGAUGAGUCGGUCCGCAGCCCCGAUCUUUCCGCCACUACCCCUCAAGUCACUGUUGAGAGGCCAGCGGAUGUGCAACACCCAGCUUUUAGACGGUCUGCUAUGCCAACGCCUCUGAUAAUUAGUGAUGGGCCUGGAGACGUGGCAUCUGUCAAGACAGACAACAUGCCCAAGGACUCUCCCACCUUAGGACCAACAUCAGGAGGAUUGAGUGGCAUGGUCAGGCAGCAUCUACGAUCAGACAGUGGCGCCUCAUCAAUUUAUGGCAGCAUGCCCAACGAUAUUGACUUGUCCUCCCGUUUCCCUCCCGAGCGACCUGACGCACAUGCGUAUGAGCCAAAAUCCCUUGACUCCAAUGCAUGGGAAUCGAUUGAGAGAGACCUGGCUAUGUCAAUCGACGGCAGCGUGACUAGUCCCACCCUCUCUUCUGGUCGUAUGGAAUCGCAAGCUAUGCCUGCACCCGAGCCUGUCCAGGAACCGAAACAGACCCAUCAGCCAGAGCAGGAAGAGGAGACAGACGAUUUUGCUCGCCAUCUCGCUGACGGCGCGCGACGUGUUAGGGAGAGAUUGACCUCAUUCGUCGAGUCUGACAGCGGCGCUACUGCACCAGAAACCCCUCCUCUAUCUGAACUGCCACCACCCCCACGCCCGAACGCGCUGGGUAUUUUGAAGUCCAAGUCUAGCAUCAGCUCCUUAGGCGAAAGAGGUCGAGAGACUGCCGGUCAGUCGAAGGCGAAGAAGCUCCUUGGUCUUCGGGGCACAUCACCAGCUUCAGCUGUUUCCCCCCCUCGAGAUACCUUUGAGGCGGACAGAAUGACACAAUCCCCCGAGGGACUGAACGAUGCUAACUCGGAUGAUAAGGAGGCUCCUCAUGCCGGUCUCAAGGCUUUCCGUCAAGCCCGCAGGGAACUCCAAAGAAUGAAAGAGCUUGAGGUUCAGCAACGUCGCCAGGGUCCUCAGAAUCCUCCUGUAACCACCAGGGAGAGAGCUCAAACCGGAUCGUCAUCCCGAGCACCAUCUCAGGAGCGCCGACCUUACCCUCCAAUCUCGUACAACCGUGUUCCCAGCGAGGAAUCCAGAGCCAACGGUGGCUCUCGUGCCGGCUCUCGUGCCGGUUCCCGCUCAGGAUCUAGGGCACCCUCUGAGCGUGACCGAAGCGGUUCUGAAGCAAGCAGCGGAGGACGCUCAGGCAGUCGACCACCUCGUCUCAGAAAUGGAUCCUUCGCUCGUGAUGAAUACCAAGGACCCCCCUUGGGCUCCCCAGUUGGAGUCAAUGGUAAACCUCGACAAGGCCCGAUGAUGAGAGCACCCAUGGCGCCUGGCCAGGAAAUGCGACGGUCACCGCACAUGCCUCCUCAGCAGCCGUAUCCCGGAAACGCCUCUCCUGGACGUUUUAAUCGCCCAGAGAACAGCUUGCAUAUUCACCCUGCUCAUGGUUAUGAUCUCGGCCAGCCAUCGCCCAUCUCACCCCUUAACGGGACGCCAUCCCCCAACGGCUUCCCCAGCCAUGGCCCGGGAUCCCAACGGCCUUAUGGCCCCGGACCUCCUAUGCCAGGCGGCAUGAUGCGAAACCGAGAUAUGUCGGAACCUUCGAUGAAGCCUUUCGGUUCGCAGAUGGGUCCUCGACCUGGACUGGCUGCUCUCAGCGGUGGUGCGGUCUCUACUCCCAACCUUCACAGCAACAUGACUGCCCCUCCUCUACCCCCUAUCAACCCCCGACGCAAGAACACAGGUGCUGCGCUCGGUGAUGCCACCAUGAACACCCACCAUCGACCUAUGAGCCCCGGUAACCCCAUGGAACAACGUGGCUUCCGAGGUGAAGAUGAUGAAGGCGCAGGACAAUAUCGCCAACGAUUACGCAAAGCCACUAGUGAGGCUAACGUAAACGCUCGAGCGAGAUCGAUGCUCCAAAACCCUCCGCCACCGAUGGCUCCUCCGCCUAUGCCUCCUAGCACGAGCAGCAACGUGCUUCCCGGUGGCAUGAUUUAG
Molecule: messenger RNA, 3420 nt
Organism: Fusarium coffeatum
Lineage: Eukaryota; Fungi; Ascomycota; Sordariomycetes; Hypocreales; Nectriaceae
Exons: 1
Coding region: 1-3420 (1139 amino acids)
Source: RefSeq, a predicted model, not a curated record